Messenger RNA from Leptidea sinapis, 1680 nucleotides. Its product is annotated as mitochondrial glycine transporter-like. Gene Ontology annotation, cellular component: mitochondrial inner membrane; mitochondrion. The record is from RefSeq and is a predicted model, not a curated record. The transcript is spliced from 6 exons. Gene Ontology annotation, molecular function: glycine transmembrane transporter activity. Bases 583 to 1464 code for a protein of 293 amino acids. Gene Ontology annotation, biological process: glycine import into mitochondrion. Lineage: Eukaryota; Metazoa; Arthropoda; Insecta; Lepidoptera; Pieridae.
AUCAGGCAGACUGUACCUACUCGUUACCCCCUGGCGUGGAUCAUUGUUAUCAGCUGAGGUUCUCCGGCCUGACCUUCGGCCCCGAUCACCCCAGUGUAUCGAUAGCGGCGUCUAUAUAACACUAAUAUCACGUUACCACACUCUCGCUUCCCACUCUUUGAUCGAAGCUCUGACAGUCAUCACGUCUACGUUCUUCGUUAACUUCUUUGUGCCUUUAACUGCGUUCUAAUGGCUAAAUUCGUGAACUGCAGUGAUUUUUUAUCUCCCUAUUAACUCGUGUUUUGUUAUCUGAACGUUCUCGCGAAGGACUUGAGUCGUUUUAAAAUUAAUUUUGGUAGUUUACAUGUAUCUAUAUUUCGAGAUUCUACUUCAAAAAAUGACCAUUGCUUUGAUGUAUCGCGUCAACCCCAUAUAUUACUCGGAUUACUCAGAUACGAUUUAGGCUCGUUUCUGAAGAUAUUAUUGAGGAAAUACGUCUUUUGCCAUUGGCUGUAUCAUUUCGAGUACUACAAAUUUGGUGUGUUUCCGAAAGAUAUCACUUGACGAGAACGUUCUGCCUUCUUUGGAAAGGAAUCCAACAAAAUGGAUAUUGUGGCUAAUUACCAUCCAGUGUUGAAAGCAUUCCUGGCUGGCUCAUUUUCCGGGACAUUCAGUACAAUAUUGUUUCAGCCGUUAGAUCUUGUGAAGACAAGACUUCAGAAUCCAAGCCAAAAUGUUGUUGCGGCGACAGUCGACGGCAGAAUUCAACCCGGCAUGAUGACCACGUUUGUGAACAUAAUACGACAGGAGCAGAUUGUGGGCUUGUGGCGAGGCAUGGUGCCUUCCAUAGCCCGCUGUGUUCCCGGCGUUGGGCUCUAUUUCUCUUCUCUUCACUGGCUGAAGACCAAGCUCGGCAAGAAUCGGCAGGACUUGACCGCGAUUGAGGCAGUCACGCUGGGUGUGGUCGCCCGAACGAUGAGCGGCGUGGCUCUGAUACCGAUAACAGUUAUCAAGACAAGAUAUGAAUCAGGGGUUUACAAAUACAAUAGUUUAUCUGGCGCUCUGAAGGCUAUUUAUAAGGCGGAAGGUAUUCGUGGAUUGGCAUGCGGCCUGGGACCUACACUAGCAAGAGACGCUCCAUUCUCCGGCCUCUAUCUGAUGUUCUACACGCAGACAAAACAAUCUGUGCCUAAAGAAUGGCUUCAGUCUCCGACUGCAGCGAGCGGUAUCCACUUUAUGUGCGGCGUGGCUGCUGGUAUCGCAGCCUCGCUGGUCACCAACCCUGCUGAUGUGCUAAAAACGAAGAUGCAAUUGUACCCCGAAAAGUUUCCAAAUGCUAUGAGCGCGGCAAUCUAUGUACAUCAAAAUUAUGGCGUCCGAGGGUAUUUCAAAGGUGCUGUUCCAAGAAUGCUCCGAAGGACACUUAUGGCAGCGAUGGCGUGGACCGUAUUUGAAGAAAUAACUCGAUCAAUAGGCUUAAAAUAAAACUAGUAUUCGCGGACGAAAUAUUUUCUACUUUUUUGUUUUAACAGAGCUAAAAUGUUACUUUUUGUAGAUUUUAGUUUGACGUUUUUUAUCUUUGUAUAACCUUGUUUAUUGCAAAUAUUUUGUUAACCAGUAGAUUCGAAUUGGAAAGCGUUGUUAUUAUGUAGGGAAAAAUGUGAUAUUGUGAUUAAAAGAAAUAUUUUUAAAUUUUUAUAA